This is a messenger RNA of Penicillium cinerascens, 2589 nucleotides long. RefSeq lists its product as uncharacterized. The transcript has a single exon. NCBI's taxonomy places the organism in Eukaryota, Fungi, Ascomycota, Eurotiomycetes, Eurotiales, Aspergillaceae. The coding region runs from base 1 to 2589 and encodes 862 amino acids. The record is from RefSeq and is a predicted model, not a curated record.
AUGGCCUACAACCCUGUCGCUCAGGUUGACGAGGUCGCCUCUCACUCCGGCUCCGAUGCAUCGCGCUCCCCGUCCCCGACUCGCGGUACCUUCCACCACCUAUGCGAUACCGACCUGGGAGGAAACCACCUGGAGUCCGCGCAGAUCGACGACAAACCGGGCUUGGCCCAGCUGGGUUCGAUACUCCAAUCCAUGUCCUCCACGAGCUACGAUAUAGUCGAGGCCGAUGAAUACGAUGUCGAUCCUUCCCUUGCCAAGCAAUCAGUCAACCCCCGGAGCAUUCCUCCACUCAAUACGACUGUCGCGCCACAUUCCUCUUCCGAGACUCCCUUGCACAGUGCAUCCAGCGACCUCCACACCCCUCUUAGUCACCCGGUCCCAGAUCUACAAUCUAUCCAGGGCGCGUACAUUGGCAAUGUAGAGCGGUUGGAAAUGAGUGCUGAGCGUCUCAGCUCCAGUUCAGCAGACAUUGGCAGUGAAAUUCGCAGGAUGGACCAGGAGCAGAAACGACGUUCCUGCAGUUCAGCGUCGAACUCAAUCAACAUGCGGAAUGGAACAUUCUCCCCAACGGGCGUUGCGUCCCCUCUCGGAUCGACCAUCUCCACGCGACAGCGCUCUGUGUCUGGCGCAUCCCGCCUCGCCCAGGUCGCGGAGCCCGAUCACGAAGAGGUUCACUUUUUGGAUAACUUCCCGGCCCCGUUACCGAUCCUUCCAGACUCGCAAACCCCAGUUUAUGCUCAUGGCAAUGAGGUCUACUAUGGACAAUAUGAUGGACAAUCUGGUGGUCCUGCUGGGGAGCUUGAGAGGCCAGGUACCGCCGCCUCGGGCGAUACCUAUCAGCAGGCCCGGACACUGUUUACAGACUUUGAUGGCGUCCAUUUCGCGCCCUUGGAGGGCGCAAAUUCCGGACGGCAGCUUUCCCUGAGCCAGCCGCCCCUUGCCAGCAAGCCUGAGUCUUUCAAGAUGCCAAAAACGGGCGAACACAUGGUGUACUACCCGGCACCCGUCCCCCGCAUGUUGAACUUGCCCCCGAAGCUGUCUCGCAAGCCAAUCGCAGAACGCGAACAGCGUCGUAUGCAACUCUUGACCUCCAUUGUUGCUGAAGAUAGAAAGUCAGAAGCAUGGGCCAGAUCUAAGCAGGAAACGCCGAGUGGUAACCAGAAAGUCAAACGCCAGUCCGCAAUUCCAGCGCAUCUUCGCGCAAGCGUCUUCUUUGAAUCCCCAAGCCAAUCGCUCGAGAUCGAUGCCAAACAGGACUCUGCCGUUGCCACGCUUGACAGCAUUCUCGACGCUUCGGCCAAUGCACCUGUAUCAGCCUUUACUGAUCACCCUUACGCUGGUCAGGUUGGCUCGUACGUCUAUGCGAACUCGAAGCGCAAGACCAUUUCGAAGGAUCCGACGAGAUUGAAAGAGCGGAAUUCUCAGCUUUCCAUGGGUCAGCAUCAGAGUUCCCAGCGAGGUAGCUCGGUUGGUUCGGAAAAUGGAAGAGGCGAAGACCAUCACGAUGAGCAUGAUUUAGAACUGUCAGGCAGCGAAACUGAAGGCGAUGAGGAUUCGCCGGGAAGCGAGGAGGAGGACGUCGAAGAUUAUAUUGGACCACCAAACACACUACUGGCAGAACUGGAGCUUCGGAAACAAGAAUUGAAGCAGCGACAACGCACUUUCGUGCCUAAGCCGACGCCGGGGAUGACAAACACUCUUCUCGAAUUGGAUGCGAUGGCCCAGAUGCAAAGUGAGAAAAGACGCCGGCGGCCAGUUACCCUGGCAUGGGGCAGUCACAAUGCCGAUGAUGAAGAGGUUCCAUUGGCUAUGCUUUACCCUGACAAGGCCAAUCUCGACGACGAUCGUCCGGUUGGUCUGAUGGAGCGACGACAGCUCGAAGAAAACGAGCCAUUGAGUUCGCGUCGAGCGAGACUUCGAGGUGAACCGGUCCCUGAAAAAAGUCGUGUCACCAUGUAUACCGAGGCUGCCGAGGCCCCCGAGCCGGAGGCAGAGAGUGGUGACGAGGUCGAGACGCUGGCCGAGCGACUACGACGCUUGCGAGGACAGAACCCGACAGAAAGCGAAUUUGCUCAUGAUCUCUUGGCCGAAAUCGAAAGUCGAGCUGGAAUUGCUCCUGCUCCUGCCGCCGCUCCUGCUCCCGGGCCUGUGGUCGCCCCCGAAGAAGAAACUCUUGCACAGCGGCGCAUUCGGCUGCACAAGGAGAACGGUGGCCAGCAGGUUAACGCGAAGAACCCGCGCAUGCGACGAAGCAUGGCCGCUCUCCCGCAAGUUCGACAGCCACAGGUCGUUCGCCAGUCAUCAUCACACGAUGUACUCCAGUCCAACAUGAUGCAGUACGGGAACCGAAUGUCCAUGCAACAGUUCCCAACCUACAUACAGCAAGACCAGGGGGUGAACAUGGCUUCUUACCAACAACCUUAUGGCUACGGAAUGGGUUAUCCGCCUGUUUACCCGUACAACAACAUCAUGGGAGUGAACGGAAUGGUUUACCCCUCGCCUAAUGUCUGUGUCCCAACCACGCGGCAGCCCGUUGACCCAACUCAACGUGAUGUCAUUGACCGCUGGAGACAGAGCAUUCGCUUUUAA